AGAAAAUAAUAACUCCUCCGAAACCGGUGCUUAAGUUGUGUGACCACUGUUUACUUGACAAUAUUCUUACAACAGAUAUUUUGCUCUCCCACUAAAUUUUCCAAGGGGCGCGUUUGGUCGACAGCCGCAGGCGAGCCUGGCUCAGGCCCUCCCGUAUGCUUGUCUUGAAAGGCAUAUAGAGAUUAAGGAAUGGAACAUGUAUGUGCGCGACUUACCUCGUAACGAGCGUCAAAACGUCGAUGUGGAAAUGUUUCCGCUCCAAGCCGCCCAAACGGCGUCCCUCAGGCGCCGCUUGGGGCGCAGUGAAGGAAGUUUGUAGCUCGGACUUACCUCCAGGAAUUUCUGGAGUUGCGGCGCAAUUUGACACGACGUCGGCUCUUCCGUCGGCCGUUCUAACGCAACCUGCAAAAUGGCAAUUCGAGUUGCUAUGGAGCAACCAUGGAAGCACGGCCUUAGACUUCUGGGGCCAGCUGUUGGAGGGCAACCCAACAGCCAUGGCACGCAUCUUCGAGCAGGAACAGGCGCAGCAAUUUGGGAACCCUGUCUCUGUGGUGUGCUCAUUGCCCCCUGCUGCGCAAGCACUGCCGGGCUUCGCGGCCUUCGCUGGCGGCCCGCGGGUGACCGUGGAGGCAACGCCUUGCUCAGUGCCCGACGCAGUCACCGGCGCGGCCCGCCCGGCAAUGCUGCUCGUUUGCCGCGCGUCGCUCCUUUCAGCCGGCGCAGCAGCCCAUCCGCCUCCACAUCCUAACAGCCCGGCGCCUCCUCCCACCAGCGUGGGCGUGGCAGCGCCCUUCCCCGCGGGCGCCGUCUCCGCCGCCGCCGUGGCGGCCGCCGCCGCCGCCGCCGCCGUGGGCCACUACGACGCCGACACCGGCGCCCUGACGCCGGCGGCGCAGCGGCAGCGCGACUCCAUGGUUGCGGCCCACCUGCCCGCCAUCAUCACCGUCUUCACGACCGACGGCCGAGUGCUUCACCAGAACCCAGCCAGUGAGGUCUACAUGGGCGGAAUCAUUCCGCCCACAGCGCGGCCGUACACGCCGCAGCUGCAGCCGCCUGCGGCGCCGCCGCAGGUGCACCCCUUCUCCAUGCCGCCGCUGAAAGACGCGGGUGCCGGGGCGGGGGCGCAGGCACUGACUUGGUCCCCGGGCCUUUACCACAACCGGGCGAUGGCGGCUGCAUCACUAGGCGUGGAGCCGACUGCGCAGGCGGCGGCGGCAGGUGACGCCGCCUCACCGCGGGGCGCCGCCACCACCGGCGGCCGCUCCGGCAACCGCCCGCUGUCCAAGGCCGUGGCGGCAGCUAAGGCGGCGGCCCUGGCGGGUGGCGGGCUCCCUCGGGCAGCGAGCAGCAGCGCUCUGGGCUUCGCCAGCCGGCAGCAACAGCUGCUGCAGCAGCAGCCGCAGCAGAUCAAGAGCAUGGACUGGGCGGCGGCGCCGGUAGCCACGCGUGCUCUUGCUUCCGCUUCUGCAGCUGCAGCAGGCGGCAGCGACACAACGGGCGCAGCGGCUGGCGCGGCUGGUGUUGCUGCCAGCGGCGGCCGCGGCGGCGGCGGCGGUGAGGAGGUGUGGUUCGGGCACGGCGUGUUGGGGCUGCUGUUCAAGUACGAGCCGGCCAAGCUGCAGCAACUGCUGGAGGUGCUGCUGGGUAGGGGCUCCGUGUGGCAAGGCAUCCUGCGGGUGCCGAGCACCGCCACCAUCAUGCAGCACCUGCAGCAGCAGCCCGCAGCCGCCGCGGCGGCCGGCACCGCGAUUGUGAUCUCGGCAGCUGCGGCCGCGGCAUCUGCGGCAGCGGCGGCGAACGGCGCUACGCCGUCUGGCAGCCAGCCCCGCAACCCCAGCGGCAUGACCGCCGCCACCAAUGCGGCGUCCGGCACCGGGUCCGGCUGUCUCAACCCCUUGGUCAACAGCCCCCACCCUCAGCCACAGCCACAGCCACAGCAGCAACAACAGCAACAGCAACAUGCCGGCGGCGCCGGUGCAGGGUCUGCGGCCAGCGGCGGCGCUGGCGUGGGCGUGAGCGCUGGCGGCGGCGGCGGCGGCGCUGCCACCGCUGACGCCACCAGCUCGCCUGCUGGCAGUCAGGCUGUGAGCGGCAGCCGCGGCAAGGUCCGCGCCCUGCGGUCCGGCGGCAGCAGCUCCGCGCUGCAGCAGCUGCGCUCAGUGCUGUCCGGCAGGCGGGCUGGUAGCGGCGGCGGUAACGGAGGCAGCGGUACUGGCGGCGGCGGCGGCGGCGGCACGCGCGGCAGCAUGGAGGCGGCGCCCUUCCCUGUGGCUGUGUCUCAGGUGCUGCAGGCCGCGGACGUGCCCACCCUGGCCGAGGCCGGGCCGCCGGAGCCGCCACUGCACCACCACCACCAUCAAUUGCAGCAGCAGCAGCAGCAGCAGCAGCAGCAGCAGCACCCCACGCUGGAAAUGACGGCGGGCGGCAGCGGCGUGGCUGGCAGAGGUGUGGCGGAGGCAGAGGCGCCGCAACUGGGCAGCACGUUCGGCGCCGCUAGUGCUGGGCCGGCGUCGGGCAGCGUCGGGCCGGGGCCGCUGCUGCCGGGCGCGGGCGGCAGCCGCGGCGCGUUGUUACAGUCGGGGGGCGCGGGCAGCGGCACCGGAAGUGGUGAGGGCAUGGGCACGGGCAUGGGCAUGGGUAGUAUGUUUGGGAUGGGGCCGCCGGGUGGCGCCGCCACUGCGGGCGGCUACGCCCACCCGCCCUCCAUGACGCUGGAUGAUGCCGACCCACUGGCGACGUCCACCUGGACCAUCAUCGCCGACCGCACCUCCAAGCCGCACCUGCGCGGUAUGGCCUCACUGCGCAGCCUGGGCGCCGCCGGUCUGUCCAUCGGCCCCGGCGGCGCCGCCAUGAUGCCAGGGGCCGGCGGCGGCGGCGGCGGCGGUGGCGGCGGUGGCGGCGUCCUGAGCGGCAUGGGCAUGGGCAUGGGCAUGGGCGUGGUGGGCCGCAACCGCACCAAGCGCAUGUCCACGCACACGGGCACGGCUGCGGCGGCGGCGGCGGCGGGGGAGGAGCUGGCGGCUCUGGGGCUGGCGCGGCGGUGGGGCAGCGCCACUGCACUGGCGCCGCCGGACCUGGGGUCGGUGGCGGAGAUGCGCAAGUCGCGGUCACACGAGGACGCAGCCAACCCCAACUGCAGCCUGGCUGGGGGCCUCAUAAGCGCCAACGGCGGCUGGGGCGGCGGCGGCGGCGGCGCGGCGCCGGUGGUGCACGCAGCGCCGGGUGUGAGUGGGGCUGUGGAUGGGAAGGUGGCGGCGGCGCCGGCGGACGCGGGCGCAUUAGCGGACGCUGCCGGUGUUGCAGUCGGCGUUGGCGCAACUGGCGGUGGCGGCGGCUAUGGCGGCGGCGGCGGCAUGGCGCCGCCCGCGUCGACGCCGCGUGCGAGUAGCCAGACCCGGCGCGUGACGCAUCUGCAGGCCUCGGGUAGCGGCGUUAUGAACGCGAGUGCUGGCGCGAUCGGUGCGGCCGCUGGCGGGGGUGGCGCAGGCGGCGCGGGCUCCGGCAUGGGCACGGGGGGCGGCGGCCCCGUGUCACGUGUGCUGUUGUUUGCCUCCACGCUCAAGAGCGCGCCGUUCCCGACCUCACAAGGCAACUCGGGGGGGAAGGAGCUGCCGGCGGCGGCGGCGGCGACGGCGGCGGCGGCGCAGCCCGCCACCUCGGCGGCGGCGCCGUUGACGACGCGGGAGGUGGUGGCGGUGCGCGGUGACCAGGCGUCAGGGGUGUCGCUGGCGGCAGAUGCCACGCCCGCCGACACGGUGCCGGCGCUGGACGCGGCGGCGGCGGCGGCGGCGGCGGCGGCGGCGGCGCGCGAGCGCACGCUGCGGGUGGGGCUUGCAGCCGCGGCGGCCGAGGAGGCGGCGGCGGCGGCGGCACACGGGUCGCUGGUGGAUGCCGAGCCGUACGCGGAGGCGGUACAGGGCUAUCACGGGCGGCGGAGGGUGCCGCUGACGGAGGGCGCGGCGCCGUGGGCGCAGAGGGCGGCGCAGCCGCCGCUUCCGUCGCCGUCGCAGGACGCCCAGCAGCAGCAGCAGCAGCAGCAGCAGCAGCAGCAGCCAGGACCGCGCCAGCCGUCGUCGCCGGCGCAGCAUGCGCAGCCGCCGGUGCCGCCGGCGGCCGCCCUGUCGCCGGUGGCUGCGGCCUCCAGCCCCGCCGCCGCCGGGGCCCCCUCUACAGGGGCGCUGGCGUGGACGUCAGGUGGACCUGGCGCUGUAGCGGCAGCGGCGGCGGCGGCGGCGGCUGCCCUGCCGCCUCCGGACGUGUGGCACGAGGUGUCGGCUGUGAGUGCGGUGGACCCGGUGACGGGAGACCCGGUCAUUGUGCUGACGCAGGUUGACGUGACCGCCAAGGUGCGGGCUGAGCGGCACCUUGUGCACGUCAUGUGUGCGGAGCGCCGACUGCUGCUGCAGCUGUUCCCACGACACGUGCUGCAGCAUGUGGUGGAGGUGAACCCGCUGCUGCACAGCGGGGACGCGGGUCUGGAGGCGCUGCCGAAGGAGUGGCUGGACGGCGGCGACUGGCGGCCUGUGCUGAGGGACUGCGACAAGCUGGCCACCAUGCACCCGCAGGCCACGGUGCUGUUCGCCGACAUCGCCGGCUUCGACGACAUAUGCAUGGAGCUGCCGCCGCAGCAGGUGCUGGCCUUCCUGAACGACCUGUUUGCCAAGUUCGACAACUCCAUCGAGCCCUUCGGAGUGCACAAGAUGGAGACCAUUGGCGGUUUGUUCAUUGUGGCGGGUGGGCUGCUGCGCGAGGAGGAGGACGGUGCGGUGGCGGUGCGGGAGCGCUGGGACCCGCUGCACGCGGAGAAGGUGUUCAUGUUUGCCAAGUCCAUGUUGGCUGUGGCCGCCCGGACCAAACUGCCGGUGGGCGAUGAGCGCGUGAAGCUGCGCAUCGGCAUCCACACCGGCCCCGUCAUGUCCGGCAUCGUGGGCACACGUGUGCCGCGGUUCGUGCUGUUCGGCGACACCGUCAACACCGCCAGCCGCAUGCAGACCACGUGCACGCCGGGCACUGUGCACGUGAGCGAGGACACGCGCGCGCUGCUGCCGCACGGCAACGACAACUGGACGGCCACUGGUGGCGUCAUGAUCAAGGGCAAGGGCCUGCUCAACACGUACGUGUGGACGCCAGAGGACUUGCCGCACUACCUCCUGCCGCCGCCCGGGUCCGCCCGCUCCGGCUUCACAACCACCACCUCCCAAAGCAGCCCAGGCGGCACCGCCACCGCCGCCGUGGUGGCCCUGCGCGCCGGCGCCGCCGCUGCCGUCGCGGCAGCCGCCAAUGACAGCGUCAUCAACGGGACCUGCUCCAACCACGCCGCUGACGGCCACAGCCCCCAGGACAACACCAACACCAACGCCGACGGCGCGGCUGCCGGCGGCCGGCCCACUCCCGGCCGGUCACGCAACGCCGCCCGGGCCGGCGCCAGGGAGGGCGCCGGGGACGGCCUGACGGGUUCGUGUGAAAAUGCGGCGGGGCUGGGUGAGGAGGACGCUCAGGCCUCCGCUGCCGCCGCCAUCGCGGCGCUGGCGGAGGCCUCGCGGACCGACAGCAGCGGCAUGGGCGGGUACGGCGACGCAGGCGACUCGGGCGCGGGAGGAGUCGGUGGUGCCGGCGGCGGCAGCCGCCAUACCGGCGGCGGGGGGCGUGCCCGCCUUGCGGCUGCGGUGGCGGCGCGGGCUAGCCAGGCGGCGCCGGCGGGUGCGGGUACGGGUGCGGGUGCGGCGCUUCUGAACAGCACCAUGGAUAGCAGCAGUGUGACGUCCAGCGACAUGCAGCUGGCGCAGCAGCUGUCCUUCACCAGCAACGUGCUGGCCACGCGCGUCAGGAGCCGGCUGAGGCACGAGGGCUAUCUGUGAGGCUGUGAGGCACGAGCCCCUUACCUGGGAGGCAAGGGGGCAGGGCUACCUAUGAGGCAGGAGGGCUACAUGUGAGGCAGCAGGGCUACCUAUGAGGCACGAGGGCUACCUGUGAGGCAGGCGGGCAGGGCCGCAGGCGGUGGGCCCACAGGGGCUGGGGCGGGCGGGCGUGGCGGGGCGGGCGUGGCGGGGCGGGCAUGAGGCCUUGAAAGGCAGGGUCGUCUGGGGCUGCCGAAGCCUGCUGGCGCUGACGUGUGCCGAGGGUUCCUGUGUGUGUGUUGCCCGCGCCGCUGAAUCGCUUGCGAGUGUGUCGGUUGUCCGUUUCAGCCCAGUCCAGCCCAUGCGCUGGUCAGCGCAUGGAUCUAAGCAGUUGCUGCGUCGUGUACAGACGGACGCGGGUAUGCAGCCGGGCUGCUGGCCGCCUUGCACAUUGCUGGACGACGACAUGCACGAAAAAUGUGGUUGAUUGCGGCUUGCGCUGCCUUCCCGUUAACCCUUGCUGACGCUUCACUCUGGUAAUAUACGCGGGAGGCCGGGGCACAGACUUGUUGCUGUCGGUGCGUACUGAUAGGGGAAUGUUAUAUCCAAUUCACUUCGGCCUGACUUAUGUGACGCACGCCGCAACGUGUGACGAGCAAUAUGACACUGUAUUCUAGGGACGGCACGAACUGGCUCUUAUAGGUUCUGAGGAGGAAAUGUGAGGGACGCAUGCGACGGUGCCAGUACGGCAAGGACCGGUCUAGAUCAGAACGGGCGUAUACUGUUGCCGGCACUGUGAGUCCCGACACUGGUUGAGGAAUGAGAAGGUCCGGAAGUCGUUUCCAUGUGCAUAUGGAUGGUCCGGGGGGGGGGCGUUGUCCUGGUGCCCAUGUGCGCGUGUAGGGGACAGCAGGAUCAGGGUAGGGGAAGUGUGCGGCUGGGUUGAGAAGGGUGUGGGCGAUCCGGACGCCGGCGGCAUUGGGCGAUGGGUGUAUCCGUGAGCAAG
Molecule: messenger RNA, 6843 nt
Organism: Chlamydomonas reinhardtii
Lineage: Eukaryota; Viridiplantae; Chlorophyta; Chlorophyceae; Chlamydomonadales; Chlamydomonadaceae
Exons: 11
Coding region: 495-5858 (1787 amino acids)
Biological process (GO): cGMP biosynthetic process; receptor guanylyl cyclase signaling pathway; intracellular signal transduction
Molecular function (GO): peptide receptor activity; guanylate cyclase activity
Source: RefSeq, a predicted model, not a curated record